AUGUUCAAACGGAAUAAUGGUAGACGCAGUGAAACGGACCUCCGACUGCGACGGAGCUUGGAGCAAUCGAGAAAUCUAGAGGCUACAAGAGGUCUUGCAUUCGCCCGCUCAAGUGAGCAGAUCUCUCGGAGACCAUCUUCACCAACUCCAGAUAUACCACAGAUUACCACUUCAUACACAGAAAGCCAUGCUGCAAAACCAAAUCCUCGCUUUAGUCUAAUGCGGUUCCGGCAUGCCUCGGACUCGGCGAUAGGGCAGAAGGCUAGAGAUUCAAAUCCACCUCCCGUCCCAACCACACCCGAUGCUCUAACACUUACCCCUUCGAUCAUUACUACAGCUCCCACGAACGAUUUUGCCCCCCCGAGAAGACAAAGCACGAUGAGGCUGUGGCGGCAAAAAACUUUGGAUAGCAAGCCUUCCAGCAGUCCGGCUGCCCUAUCAUCCGAAGAGUCAUCGCAACGAAGCUCAUUCUCGAAAAACAGACGGCGGGAUGGAAGCACGUCACGGACAAAUUCCAGCAUGCGAACUAGUCGAGUCACGUUCGAUGAACCGGAACGUCCACGAACCAACCCUACAGGGUCUACAAUACACGAGCCACCAGCUUAUGACGACCAGAUGUCAUCUUUACCAUUGCCCCCGCCUCGCUUAUCAGAGUCUUCCCGCUCAACUGCCAGCUCCACGGAUCACUACAUCACAACUACUACUACGCAGACCACCACCACCACAACCACGUUCUUUAGGCUUCCCCGCCGUAAAAAGAAGGAGACUAGUUUAUUCCCACUCCCAUCAAAGCCAUCCCUCUCCUACGAGGAGCGGCUCACGCGACCAUCAAUUCGCAUCUCAUAUGCUGGCAGCAUCUGGCCUCAAUUUUGCAGGUCCCGGCGGACCGCGUGUCCUACGCUCAAAUUCGACUGCUUCGACCCGCUCAGUUCAAUCGAGCCCCACGUCGCUCACACCGACAAAGAUCACCAAACGUGA
This is a messenger RNA of Morchella sextelata, 978 nucleotides long. RefSeq lists its product as uncharacterized. The transcript is spliced from 2 exons. Bases 1 to 978 code for a protein of 325 amino acids. The record is from RefSeq and is a predicted model, not a curated record. Lineage: Eukaryota; Fungi; Ascomycota; Pezizomycetes; Pezizales; Morchellaceae.